GUUUUUUUUGUGUGUAUGUAAAAAAGGGGGGUGGUGGUGGUGGAUUUGUUGUGUGUGUGUGUGUGUGUGUAUGUGACCGAGGAGGAGAUUUUUUUUGGGGAGGGGAGGAGAGUCGCUGUUGGAAAAUAAAAGGAGAAUAAUAAAAAGAGAGAGAGAGAGAGGAGGCUUUUUUUUGUUUUGCAUUGAUGAUUCGCUUUCUUUUCAAACAUUUUUUUCGUAGUAAGUGUCUUCUCCAGUCGUGCAUGCGAGAAUCGGUGGACUAUAUUGCUGUGCCGAGGUCUACUCCACCCUCAGUUCACCCAAGUACAGGCAAGGCGAAGCGAUGGUGUGCAGUAAGAUUUCACUCUUCGCUGCUUUCUGGUUUAUCGUCUUGCGGACCCAGUUUUGCCAGGCAUCGGGGCAGUUCGAGUUGCAGAUAAACUUCAUGCAGAACGUGAACGGCGAGUUGCAGAAUGGGAAUUGUUGCGAAGGCAGCAGUAGGAAUCCUCAAGACCGCAAGUGUGUGCGGGCUCAGUGCGACACCUUCUUCAAAGUCUGCCUGAAGGAGUAUCAGUCCCGCGUCUCCCCCGGCGGACCCUGCAGCUUCGGAUUCUCCUCGACCCCAGUCAUCGGAGGGAAUACCUUUAACCUGAGGACGGGCAGCGGCAACAGCGAGCGCAGGAUCGUGCUGCCCUUUAGCUUCGCCUGGCCGAGGUCGUACACUUUGAUUGUGGAAGCCUGUGACUACAAUAAUGACACCAGUCCAGGCGACACUAUAGAGAAGGCUGUCUAUUCUGGGAUGAUCAACCCCAGCCACCAGUGGCAAACCCUGCGGCACAAUGGUGCAGUCGCCCACUUUGAAUAUCAGAUUAGGGUGAUGUGUGAUGAGCACUACUACGGCUUUGGGUGUAACAAGUUUUGCAGACCCAGGGAUGACUUUUUUGGACACUAUACCUGUGAUCACAAUGGCAACAAGACCUGUUUGGAGGGCUGGAUGGGACAUGACUGUAACAAAGCGAUCUGUCGCCAGGGUUGCAGCCCUGAGCAUGGCUCCUGCAAAGUGCCUGGGGAUUGCAGGUGCCAAUAUGGCUGGCAGGGGUUGUACUGUGAUAAGUGCAUUCCUCACCCGGGAUGUGUCCAUGGUACUUGCAUUGAACCAUGGCAGUGUCUCUGUGAAACCAACUGGGGUGGUCAGCUGUGUAACAAAGAUUUGAAUUACUGCGGAACGCAUCAGCCUUGUUUGAACAGUGGCACCUGCAGCAACACCGGGCCUGACAAGUACCAAUGUACUUGCUCCGAUGGCUAUUCCGGGCAAAACUGCGAAAUAGCCGAGCAUGCUUGCAUCUCUGAUCCCUGUCAUCAUGGAGGAAGCUGUUCUGAAACUGCUUUGGGGUUCGAGUGCCUGUGUGCCCCUGGUUGGACUGGCCUGACUUGUAGCAUUGAUAUUGAUGACUGUGCUCUGAACCCCUGUGCCCAUGGUGGCACUUGCCAAGAUAUGGUUGAUGGCUUUAAAUGUGUUUGCCCACAACAAUGGACUGGCAAAACAUGCCAGUUAGAUGCCAAUGAAUGUGAGGGAAAACCUUGCGCAAAUGCAAACUCCUGUCGAAACCUGAUUGGUGACUACUACUGUGAUUGUAUGCCUGGGUGGAGUGGCAAAAAUUGCGAUUCAGAUGUUAAUGACUGUCACGGGCAAUGCCAAAAUGGAGGAACUUGCAAGGAUUUGAUUAAUGACUAUCGCUGUACCUGUGUGCCUGGCUAUGCUGGUGAUAACUGUGAGAAAGACAUCAAUGAAUGUGAAAGCAGCCCCUGCCUCAAUGGAGGUCACUGCCAGGAUGAAGUUAAUGGAUUCCAGUGUCUGUGCCCCGCUGGUUUUUCUGGAAACCUCUGUCAGCUGGACAUCGAUUAUUGUGAACCAAACCCGUGUCGGAAUGGUGCGCAGUGCUUUAAUCUGGCCAAUGAUUACUUCUGCAGCUGCCCAGAAGAUUAUGAAGGGAAAAAUUGUUCCCAUUUGAAAGACCAUUGCCGAACUACUCCCUGUGAAGUUAUUGACAGCUGCACAGUUGGUGUAGCGUCCAACAGUACGCCCGCUGGGAUACGGUACAUCUCCUCAAAUGUUUGUGGACCUCAUGGCAAGUGCAAGAGUCAGGCCGGUGGAAAAUUCACCUGUGACUGCAACGAGGGAUUCACUGGUACCUACUGUCAUGAAAACAUUAACGACUGUGAGAGCGAUCCUUGUAAAAAUGGUGGGACCUGCAUUGACGGAGUCAACAUCUAUCAGUGCAUAUGUCGUGAAGGAUGGGAAGGGAUCCUUUGCCAAAUCAAUAUUAAUGAUUGCGCAUUAAACCCGUGCCAGAAUGGAGGCAAGUGUCAGGAUCUGGUGAAUGACUUCUACUGUGAAUGCAAGAAUGAUUGGAAAGGCAAAACGUGUCAUUCUAGGGAUAGUCAAUGCGACGAAGCCACAUGCAACAAUGGCGGGACGUGUUAUGAUGAAGGAGAUACGUUUAAGUGUAUGUGCCCUGCUGGCUGGGAAGGUGCCACUUGCAACAUAGCACGAAAUAGCAGCUGUUUGCCGAAUCCUUGUCAGAAUGGUGGAACCUGCGUGGUCAGUGGGGAUUCCUUCACUUGUGUCUGUAAAGAAGGCUGGGAAGGAGUCACGUGUUCGCAGAAUACAAAUGAUUGCAAUCCACACCCAUGUUACAACAGUGGCACUUGUGUGGACGGUGAGAACUGGUAUCGAUGUGAAUGUGCUCCUGGUUUUGCAGGACCAGAUUGCCGGAUAAACAUCAAUGAGUGUCAGUCUUCACCCUGUGCCUACGGGGCUACGUGUGUGGAUGAAAUCAAUGGCUAUCGCUGUAUUUGCCCUCCAGGCCGCAGUGGUCUAAGAUGCCAAGAAGUUACAGGGAGAGCUUGCAUUCUGAAAGAUAGUGUUGCAUCACAUGGAGCUAAGUGGGAAGAAGACUGCAAUGGAUGUCAGUGUCACAACGGCAGAGUUACAUGCACAAAGAUGUGGUGUGGACCUAAACCUUGCAGAGUUCACGGGAAAGGCCAUAGCAGUUGUCCAGCAUGGCAAACUUGCCUCCCUAUCCAGGAUGACCACUGCUUUGUUCCUCCAUGUGUAGGCUUGGGUGAAUGCUCAUCCAGUCGCCUGCCAACAAAAACCAGAUGUCAGCCUAACGUGGAUUACCUUGACAGCAGUUGUGCCAAGAUCACUCUUGCUAUUAACAAGGAGAUGCUUCGACCGGGCAUUACCAUUGAACAAAUCUGUGCAGAGCUGAGGCAUCUACAGAUUUUGCGCAACCUUUCGGUAGAAUAUUCACUUUAUCUCGUCUGCGAAAAAACUCACUCCGCUGCUAAUGAGAUUAACGUGGCAAUAUCAGUGGAAAAUUCACUCCAGGAAAUGAACCCAAUCAAAGAUAUAACUGAGAAAAUUACAGACGUCAUUAGUAAACGCGAUGGAAACAACACUAUUCUUGCAGCUAUCGCAGAGGUUCGAGUCCAAACAAUGCACGAACCACUCAAGCCAGAUUUCCUGGUCCCCUUGCUGAGCUCCGUGAUCACAGUCGUUUGGAUUUGUUGCUUCGUGAUGCUGUUUUUCUGGUGGAUACGCCGUCGGAGAAAACGCAGCAGUCCUACUCCCACCGCGUCGGAUGACACCACUAACAACGUGCGCGAGCAGCUGCACCAAAUAAAAAACCCCAUCGAGAAGCACGGGAUGAAUAGUUCAGCCAGCAAAGACUACGAAAACAAAAAUUCGAAAAUUGCCAAAAUAAGGACGCAUAACUCAGAGCUAGAGGAAGUGGAUGUAGACAAGCACCAGCAAAAGACGAGGUUUUCCAAACAGCCCGCAUACACACUGGUAGACAGAGAUGAAAAACUGGUACAAGGUACUCCUACAAAGAAUCCGAAUUGGACGAAUAAACAAGACAAUAGAGACUUGGAAAGUGCACAGAGCUUGAGUCACAUGGAAUACAUUGUAUAGCAGUCAGUGGUGCUGCUUAUUUAACAUUAAACGAUGCACAGCCUUUUGCUAUCCCCGAAGGCUCAAAGUCAUAGUUCCUAAAUUGUUCUGUAAUAUUUUUUGAGUGUAAAGGGUAUUAUCGACAAAGAAUCCCUAUGUUCGUCCAAGUUGAGACAAACUGACUUACACAGGCAUUGAUAGUUGCUGUGGUUGGCUGAGAUUACACAGGCUGCAUCUCACCUCUAUGCAAAACUAGUCAAAGUGCCCUAAUGUAAAUUCAGUUGCUGUUUAAUGCAUUGCUGAACCAUUCUGUAAUUAAAUCACAGUUUAAUUAGGAUUCCUCGCCCUUUGCCAACCUACCCAGUUGUAGGCGUUAGCCCGCUCCCGGUUUAAUUUAAGAUGGUGAAUUUUUAUUUAUUUUUUACUGGCUCUGAUCUCUCAGUAUUGUUAAGUUGUGUAUAAUAAGUUUGACUUCGUUAGUCUAGUUUUGUAAGUGCCUAUGCAGCUGGAAACCACAGCAAUCAUCAACAUCCAAGAUGAUUAUUUUUUGUUGGGGGGCACAAUGUCAGCAGUUGCUGUUCAGAUGAAGAAUUUAAUAAAAAGGCCAAGUGUUUAUGAUUUUGUACAAAUGUAAAUACUUUUUUAAUUAAUCACUGUGUAUAUUUGAUUUAAUAACUUAAAUAAUCAAGAGCCUUAAAUACCAUUCCUUUUAUUUAUAUGUAUGUUUAGAUUUGAAGGUUUUUGAUAGCUUUGUAAGCUUAUGGCUCCUUUAUUUUUGAUGAAUUGUUUCUUUAUGUUUCAGUAAUGUUGCCUUCAUGCCAAAUUUGAGGUGUGCUCUAGAUGCUGAAUAGAUUAUUUUUUAGCACUGGCAAUGGCCUUGUGCCUCAGAACUGUUUUGUACAAUGUCAGAUAUUUUGGAUCAAUCUCUAUAGUAUCACUUCAAGCUCUUUUUCUUUUUUGGCCAGGAUUUUUUUUUUUAUAUACAUCAAUUUGAGACAAGCGGAGAGCAUUAGACUAGAAUGCUUUGAUACUUGCUGCUUUAGAGUUCAAAACAUUUGAGUGACAGGCAGACUGCAACAAAAUACACUUGUAAGGGAACAAAUUAACCUAUUUACUUUUGUGUAACUGAAAUGUGAGUGGUUGCAUGUACUUAAAAAAAAAAUAAAUAAAUAAAAACAUUGAAUAUCUCUAGAUAGUGCAUUUGAAUUAAAAGCACAGCACAGCAUUGUUUUGUAAAUCCUGAUCUUUCACCCUGGAUAUAAUAUUGAACCACUUGUAGAUUUGAUUUUUGUAAUAACAUACCUGCAUUUAGGAAGUAUUCUAGUAAUAAGCUAGCUGUUGAAUACUUGAAUGGUAGAUUUUUCCAGUGAGAUCACUAUGUAAAAAUGCCAGCUCACACUGCCUGCCUUAGCUGAGGGAAUCCAGACGCCUCUGCAGAGUAUAUCUAUACUGAACUGAAAAGGCUCUUAAACGUGGUCAUCUCAUUGGUAAAACCUUGAUCUUGAUGUUUUCUUGUGUAUUGUGACAUUAGUGUUAUAUGAACAUGAGGAUGCAUCUUUGUGUUGCUCCUGGCAAUAAAUUUUGGAAAUUAAUAUUUAUUAAAUAUUUUGAUACAACAAUGCACUACUGUUGUGUGCUUUCUUUUCAAGAUGUGCAUGCAUUUCCAUAAUUUCAAACAUUAGCAUUACACAAUCAGUUCUAAAAUGUGCCCAUUGUGUUUAUCCAGUUCUGAAAUUUUCUCCUGGCAAGAUUACAAAACGACAUUGAUAAAAAUACAGGUACUUCUGUACCUUGAUCAAAAAUGCAUUGGCUUGUACAGUGCACUGCAACUAACGUGAUGUUUUGGAACUGUAAUGUAUCCUUUGGUUAGUAAAAUGCUGGGAUAUUAACAAGCUUUUUGUCAAGUAGUUUGGCCAGUUUGACAAUUACUUUGUAAACUUUCUGCAAAUUCUUUUCUCCAAUUGUGCACCCUUGCAUUGGCUGCAGAUGGUUGUUGAUCUUUUGACCAAUUGGAUGAAUGGAGGGCACCAUUUCGAAAUAGGCAAGUAGUUGCAUUACCUCAGGCUGUCUGUAUUCCUUUUAAGCUGCCUGUAAGAGUUUUGUUGCUGUGUAGUGUAAUAGCUGGUUCAAGAGACGAUCUCCCAUAAUUUGAUUCAUAGCUUCAUAAAUACUUUGUUAAGCAACUUGUAUGUUACUUUCAAGCUCUUACUGUCCAGUUUCUCCCAGUUUGUAUAAUAAUCACUACUUGCCAAUUGUUUAAUUCUCUGUAACAUGUCUGUACGUUGUGACUUUUUCUUGUGCCCAUUUUCCAAAAAAAUCCCAAUAAAAAGUUUUGAACAGA
This is a messenger RNA of Carcharodon carcharias (great white shark), 6278 nucleotides long. RefSeq names its product jagged canonical Notch ligand 1b (gene jag1b). NCBI's taxonomy places the organism in Eukaryota, Metazoa, Chordata, Chondrichthyes, Lamniformes, Lamnidae. Gene Ontology annotation, molecular function: Notch binding; calcium ion binding. Gene Ontology annotation, cellular component: plasma membrane; protein-containing complex. Gene Ontology annotation, biological process: establishment or maintenance of epithelial cell apical/basal polarity; multicellular organism development; Notch signaling pathway. The record is from RefSeq and is a predicted model, not a curated record. Bases 323 to 3958 code for a protein of 1211 amino acids. The transcript has 26 exons.